UUGAUUUGUAAAUAAGGACGAUAAUUUUCAAAGAACAAAAUACGCAUAUUAAAUUAAUAAUAGUUGGACUGGAAGUUGUCAAAGUGCUGUUGGAUCAUUCAUGAUUCAUUGAAAGACGUGAAUUAUGUAAAAUUAUUGAAAUAGUGUAAUUUAAUAAAAAUGGAAGAUUUCGAUUGUGAAAAAUUUGAGAAUAGAUUGAAAAACUUAAAGGAUACACAAGAUUCCAUCACAGGCCUUUCCAAAUGGUGUUUAAACAAACGAGUGGCACACAAGUCAAUUGUCAAAUGCUGGUUAAAAGUUCUAAAAGAAGUUAAAAUUGAGCAACGGCUCACGCUGUUUUAUCUCGCGAAUGAUGUCAUUCAACACAGCAAGAGAAAGAACUAUGAAUUUGUAGACAGCUGGGCUACAACAUUGCAAAGAGCAUCUACACUUGUUCGAGAUGAUGCACGAGUUAAGGAUAAAGUUUCAAGGAUCUUUAAUAUUUGGCAACAGCGUGAAGUUUAUGCUGAAGACUUUAUUACUGAUCUCAAUGGAUUGCUUUUAAUAAAUCAAGUGAAAAAGCCAUUAUUUACUCCGUCAGCUACAACUAGCUACACAGCUUCUCCAGUUUCAUCACCAACACAUCGUUCAGAUGACAAUGAGGAUGAGUUUCAGCUCCAAUCACUUAUAUCUAAUAUUAAAAGUUGUGUGUCCCUUGAAACUGAAACUGAUAAGAAUUUAAAGCACGUCAUCAAAGCUAGUGUUCCAGACAUUGAGAAAGUACGAAACAGUCUUAAAGAUCGAACACAAGUCGAAGAAGUAGAAAAAGAAGUUGAAAAUGCCUCGACCAAACAUGAGUUAUUCAUCAAUAGUAUAAAUUCUGAAAUUAAAGCACGAAAAACCUUGUUAACUGCUCUCGAACAAGCAGAAAGGUUUUAUCGCAACCAAAGAAGAGAUGUCAAGAAAGUCGUUUAUGCUUAUAAGAACUUUGGCGAUAGGAUAAAAACGAUUCAAUCGGAAUUGAAUAAGAAAAUGAGCCAUUUACCGAGUCCAAUACCAUCUCCAGACAUAAAUGCACCGUCACCUGAACCAGACAAUGAUGAUUUUGAUCUUCCAGCUGAUGUCAAUUUCUAUAAUGCAAACAUGAAUGGAACAUUCGGUUCUUUCAUGAGUGAUGGUCCAUUGCCAUUCGAUGUAAAUGAAUUUUAUAGGGAAUCGCCUCCUCCCGUCGAACAUAAUCAAUCAAUUCAAGUCAUACAAUCACAAGAUCAGCAGCUAGCAACUGCACCAUUAAAUGAUUUCUAUAAUAAUAUUAUGCCUCAAAAAUUGGAAGCUUAUAAUCCAGCAUUAGGUUAUAAUGAUUCUUAUAGACAGCCUCAACAACCUCCUUUACCAUCAGCAGCACCACCAAUGAAUUUUGCAUUAUGUACAGCACCUCCUCCUCCACCACCAACUUCACAAAACAAUAAUCAGUCACUUAAUUCAAGUAAUAAUGAUGAUUAUUCAUGGAAUGAUUGGAAUAUGCAUCACAUUGAUACGCCAGUAUCACCAGCAAAUUAUGAGCGUAAAGGACACGAUGAAAGUAGCAUUGUAGAGUAUGUGGAUGAAAGCUUACGAGAUAUCGAUAGUUCAUUGAACGACAUUGAUCAUCGACAAUUGUUUCGUGCUGAUAUUGAGACAAAAGAUGUGGAUCAUAGAAAUUUAAUUUCUCUCACAGGAUCACCGAGUCAGAUGCAGAAUAAUAUUCCCAUGCAUCCAACAAAUGGAAAUAAUGAUUUUAUACCACCAAUGUUGGACCAUUCACAAAUGAACUAUCCGCCACAUCCUGGCAUGUCUAAUUUCCCUACACAGCACCGAAAUCAACGACCUCCUUUACUUCCUACUCCAAAUAUGCCUCCAAUGAGAUAUUCUCGAAAUAUGAGCAUAAAUAGUGACUCAUCUAAAGGUCCUGAUGAACUGGAAUCAUCUGAAAUGGACAUGGAAUUAUCUGACGAUGAUCUGUCAGGAAUUGAUGGAAACAUGUCCAAUGAUUUCUACAACAUCAAUCAGAACAUGCACAGUCAUCCACCGCGCUAUCAACCUCAUCCAAUAAGUCUUAAUAGACCUCCACCAUCUUUGCCUUUGGAUAAUGAUCCAAUGAAUCAACAGAGAAAGUCAUGGAUUCAUAAUAAUGCUGGUAAUUCUGACUUACCGCCACUUGAUGAUAUUGACUUGCCAGAUCCACAGCAAACACCAAUUGGAAUUCCUACACCAAAUUCAAACUUUAAUCCAGGAUUUAGACCAAGAAAUCCAAAUAAUUUCCGUGGACAGAAUCGUGGUGGGAAAAUGAUGCGAGGUGGAAUGAACAGCAAUAAUGGAAAUGGCAACAAUUCACCAUACAAUUUAAAUAAUAACUUUAAGAAUCGAGGACGUGGAAGAGGAGGAUUUCGUGGUGGAAAUAAUUUUCGAGGCAGUCAGUGGUAAUGGAAGUCGACAGCUAGCUAUAGUUUUUAUGAAUUACUAUAACUAUUAUAACUGUAUUUAGUCUUUAAGAAUCACUUAAUAAGAUGUAAUGAUAAAGUUGUUUAUGAGUGUUUUCAUUAACUAAUAAUGUGUAGUUCCUUAGCCGCAAUUAACAGUUCCUCAUAUGUUGAGAACAUUGUUGCUGUUAAGGAUAGAAGAAAGGCA
Molecule: messenger RNA, 2646 nt
Organism: Chironomus riparius
Lineage: Eukaryota; Metazoa; Arthropoda; Insecta; Diptera; Chironomidae
Source: the annotation of a GenBank genome assembly